AAAUAAAGUUUGAAUUUCGGGAUUGGGAAAAUAUUUAUUUUUUUAUUUUAUUUGAGAAAAAAAAUCCCCCCAAUCAAGCACUUAGAAUGAUUGCACUGAGGGUCAUACCAACUUCUUUUUGCUGAGGAAGAGGAACUUUCGUGAUAUCUCACUAUAUGCCUAUUAUUGAUUAAUGCUUUGCAAGCAAGCAUUAUUGCAAUACUAUUUCUCUCUCUUCGUUACAUUCUGAAAAUCCAAUCACUCACUGAUUAAUUUGCUGUUGUUAUCUGUAUCAUAUCAUGGCUGAAGCACUUGUUGUUGGAGCUUUAGUUAAUGGCUUCGCCAACGUUGUUCUUGACCGGCUCAUUUCUUCUGAGUUUGUCAACUUGGUGGCGGGCAAGAAGCUGGAUCGGAAGCUGGUUGACAGGCUGAAGACUGCUCUCUUGGCUGCCAAAGCUCUGGCUGCUGACGCUGAGCAGAAGCAGUUUGGAAACGAACUCGUCAGGGAAUGGCUUGAUAGUCUCAGGGAUGCUCUCUACACUGCUGAUGACUUGCUGGACCGUGUCUUCACCAAAGCUCAAAUUCGCAGCAAGGUACGCACUCGGCUUCCUCACUUCCUUGAUCUGUCUGGUAGGAAGAUGGUGACCAAGAUAGAAGAGGUGAUUGAAAGAAUAGAAGAUCUUGAGAAACGCAAAGAUACCCUUGGUCUCAAAGAGAUUCCAACGGGUAGCUCCUCAUGGAGACCUCCAUCCACUUCUCUUGUCAAGGGCAAUGUGUUCGGCAGGGAUGCUGACCAACAGGCACUAAUCAAGAUGCUCAAUGACAACAAUCAUCAUAGCUUGUCCGUCAUCUCUAUUGUUGGUAUGGGCGGGGUUGGUAAAACUACUUUAGCACAAUGGCUCUACAACAAUGAGAAUUUGAUGGACGGGGUUGAUCUGAAAGCAUGGAUUUGUGUUUCUGAAAAUUUUGAUGUUGUUGACACUACAAAGAAUGUUAUAAAGGGGAUCUCUUCGGGUGUUUGUAGUCUUGACAGUUUUGAUUUACUUCAACGAGAUUUGAAGGAAAAACUGUCACAAAAGAAGUUCUUCGUUGUCUUGGACGAUGUUUGGAGUGAAGAUGCUGAUAAGUGGAAUAGUUUUAUCACCCCUUUUCAACAUGGGACAAAGGGAAGCACUAUUCUUCUAACUACCCGCAAGGAAAAUGUUGGUCCAACAGUCCAAAAUUAUAACUCUUACACUCUCAAGGAACUGUCAGACGAUUAUUGUUGGUCUAUUUUUGCGGACAAUGCAUCCUUUCCUGAAUCAAAUGGGAGCUCGGAACUGGAAGGAAUAGGUAGAAAGAUUGUCGAGAGGUGUGGUGGCUUGCCAUUAGCUGCAGAAACAAUUGGACGCUUGUUGCGCUCAAAGCAUGAUGCUGGGGAAUGGAAUAAAAUACUAUCUAGUGACAUUUGGCAAUUUCCUGUGACAGACAGUAAGAUUGUUCCCGCAUUGUUAAUAAGUUACUAUCAUCUGCCUGCACAUUUGAAACGAUGUUUUGUUUAUUGUUCGUUGUAUCCCAAAGAUUAUAAAUUUGAUGAAGAUGAAUUAAUCUUGCUAUGGAUGGCUGAAGAUCUUUUACGGCCACCAAAGAGGGGAGAAACUUUAGAAGAUGUUGGUUACGAGUAUGUUGAUGAUUUGGCUUCAAGACUAUUUUUCAAGCAGGUUGGGAAUGAGAAUGAGAUGUAUUUUGUGAUGCAUGAUCUCAUGCAUGACUUGGCAACUUUUCUUGCUGGAAAGUUUUAUUGUAGAUUAUCAGAAAUUGGUGAAAAGGAAGAGAUGAGUUUUCUAACUCGCCAUUUGUCAUCGGAGACUGCAAAAACCUGUCCCUCUAAUAAAACAGAAUCUUUGAGGACAUUCUUUUGUAAUAAUUAUCAUUAUCCUUUUAUGAUAAGGGAAGAAAGAAAAAUGCGUGGCAUAUUAUCAAAGAAUAAAUACUUGAGAGUUUUAUCCGUUCAUAUACUCAGCAAAUUUCCAGAUUCCAUAGCCAAGUUGAUCCACCUGCGCUAUUUGGAUCUCCAUUGGAGUAAGAUUGAGGUACUGCCACAGUCAUUAUGUAACUUGUUCAAUCUACAAACUUUAAAGUUACAACGUUGUUUUUCCCUAACUACGCUACCUAGUAGUCUAGGUGAAUUGAUCUACUUACGCCAUUUGGAUAUCUCUGGAAGUUGUAUUAGGACAUUGCCCGAGUCAUUGUGCAAGUUGUGCAAUUUACAAACAUUAAAGAUAAAUGGUUGUUACCAGCUGACUAUGCUGCCCAAUGGCAUGUGUAAUCUUGUGAAUUUGCGGCAUCUUGAUAUCAGGAGGACUCCUCUGAAAGAAAUGCCAAAAAGAAUGGGCAAAUUGAAACAGUUGCACAUUUUAAGCGACUAUAUGGUAGGCAAGUCUGAAGACAAUGGAAUCCAAGAGUUAGGAGGGCUUUUAAAUCUUCAUGGAUCAUUUCAGAUUUGGAAAUUGGAGAAUAUUGUCAACGCCAAUCAGGCAAGGAGUGCAAACAUAAUAGAUAAGAAGCACAUUGACGACUUAUUAUUGGAAUGGUCUUCAACAGAUGAUGUGGUUUCAGACACACAAACUGAAAGAGAUAUACUCCACGGCUUGCAACCGCACACUGGCUUGAAACAGUUGAGAAUACGGGGAUACAAGGGUAACAUAUUUCCAAAUUGGAUUGGGAAUUUCUUCUACCAAAACAUGACAAGUGUAUCUCUAAAGUCUUGCAAGAAUUGCUGCAUGCUGCCUUCACUUGGACAGCUGCCAUCUCUUAAGUUCCUGAGCAUCAAAAGUUUUGGUGAGUUGAAGAGCAUUGGCAAGGAGUUUUACAAAAAUGAAGGCGAUCAGCAUUCUUCGCCUAUUGCACCGUUUCCCUCACUGCAGACAUUGGAAUUUGAUGAGAUGUCAUGUUGGGAGGAGUGGCAUUUACCUGACUCAGAAGCCUUUCCUCAGCUUAAGAGCCUUGAAAUAAGAGGGUGUCCAAUGUUGAAGGGAGAUAUGGUUAAUCAGGUAUUAAUGAGAAUCCUUUCUUCCUCACCGGAUAUUUCCAAAGUGCGCCAACUAUACAUAAAAGAAGAAGAUGAUGAAAGAUCGGGUAAAAAGAUGAAACUUGAUGGGUAUUGGUUAUCAAUUAGUGGAUUUGAAUGUGUGGUGGAGUGUGCAUUUAAGGCAAGGAUCAUCCGCCAUCUAACUUCCCUACAAGGAAUAUAUAUCUCAGAGUGUUCAUCUGUUGUAUCCUUGGGGGGCAAUUGUUUACCCAAAUCUUUGCAAAAGCUCACAAUGUAUAGGUGCAGCCAAAUUGAAUUACUCCAGCAACAACACAAGUAUGAUUUGGUACAUCUACAUAUAUUUCGAAGUUGUGAUUCACUGACCUCAUUGUCGUUGGAUGCCUUUCCCAAUCUCGAGAAUCUGGAGAUAUUCUGGUGUUCAAAUCUGGAAUCAGUUUCAAUGUCAGAGCCACCACACGCUGCUCUUCAACGUCUCUCCAUCUAUGGGUGCCGCAAAUUUGUGUCAUUUCCGGAAGAAGGACUGGCUACGCCCAACUUGACUCAUCUCGAUGUUAGCAGGUGCUCGAAGUUGGAGGCAUUGCCACGUGGCAUGAAUACUCUUCUCCCAAAUUUACACUCUCUCGACAUAGGAGGUUGCCCAAACAUUUGCAGGUCGCCAGAGGGUGGUUUGCCGGCUAACGUGAAAGAGCUAAGUGUAGGACAAGUGAGGGGUCUAUCAUGGUUGGGCAAUUUGGACAACCUCACUCAUCUUUUCAUUGAUGGUUCUAACUGUGAGAGCAUAAUAAAGUCAUACCCAGAGGUGGGUUGGCUGCCUCGCCUUCCCUCCCUUACCACUCUACAUAUCCAUGACUUUGAUAAUCUGGAGACAUUGGAGUGCAACGAGCUUCUUCACCUCACCUCCCUCCAACAACUACACAUUUCAAACUGUCCAAAGCUGAACAAUAUAGAGGGUGGUUUGCCGGCUAACCUGAAAGAGCUUAGUGUAGGAGAAUGCGAGGAACAAGUGAGGGGUCUAUCAUGGUUGGGCAACUUGGACAACCUCACUCAUCUCACCAUUUCUGGUGUUGGGUGUGAGAGCAUAAAGUCAUACCCAGAGGUGGGUUCGCUGCCUCGCCUUCCCUCCCUUACCACUCUACAUAUCCAAGACUUUUAUAAUCUGGAGACAUUGGAGUGCAACGAGCUUCUCCGCCUCACCUCCCUCCAACAACUGCACAUUUCAUACUGUCCAGAGCUGAAGAAUAUGGAAGGAGAAAAGCUGCCUCCCUCUCUCUUACUACUUCAAAUUGACAACUGUUAUUUUCUGGGCGGACGCUGCAAGAACAAGCAUCAACAAAUUUGGUCCAAAAUUUCCCACAUCCCCACCAUUGCAGUCGAAGAUUUCUGAGCAGGUGGCUUAUGUACAUAUCAAGAUGUAAUCCUAUACAUUGGCUACAUAUCUUCAUUUAAUUCUAAGUUCAUUUGAGGUGGUAAUUAAGCUGGAUUAAGGCGUUGGGAACCAGAUACUUUGUUUUCUGAUUUUGGCUUAAUGUUAUUGAAAAGCAAGGACAUGAUGGAGAAUGUUAGAGUAGUGGCACUUAUGAUUGAAAAGCUUUUGUUGUUGUAGAUUCUGACGUGAAGAAGGUAUGUAGCUAAUGCAGUCAAGAUUCAAAGAUUAUGCUCUCCACAUUUGAAGAUGACAAUCAUGUACCUGAAAUGAUCAUUAUGAGAAGAAGAUCCACUGGGAAAGGGAAGUACAUUUGAGGUUUAGUAACCAACCAUAUCUAAAUUAUCUUCAUUCAAUCCAAAGUUCAAGAGAAGACGUGCUCUGUUUUAGCUUCAGUCACUAUAAAUCUGCAGUCGGAGAGUGGUCCAAUCUUGGUUUUGGCUAAAAUUUUGAUAGCAAGUUCUGGAUGUACUUUUUCAUUCUGAAUGGUUGGACGAUUAAGAUAAGAUUUGGAGGGUGAGAUAUGGCCUGCACACGCAAAGUAGCUUUGGUUUUGUAAAUUUUUCAUGUUUUUGGUUUCCAUUUAUACGCAUUGGUGCUUGGUUGUUUUGAUUUACUAUAAGCAUGAUUUGUGCACUCAUUUGAGAUUUUCUUGUAUCCUUACUUGAUUACAAUGGUACUUGUUUUUUGGUCUGAAUGAUCCAUAGUUUUUACCUCUCAAAUUGAGAGAGUUUUCCAUGUUAAAAUUUCAGUGUCUUGUCCCGAUUUUUAUUUUUCUGGUUUCUGUUAUUUGUUGGCUGCCACUGUUUUGUGUAUUGUUACGCCAAUUAUUCUCUCAA
Arachis ipaensis is the source of this 5272-nucleotide messenger RNA. NCBI's taxonomy places the organism in Eukaryota, Viridiplantae, Streptophyta, Magnoliopsida, Fabales, Fabaceae. The record is from RefSeq and is a predicted model, not a curated record.